Molecule: messenger RNA, 1746 nt
Organism: Apiotrichum porosum
Lineage: Eukaryota; Fungi; Basidiomycota; Tremellomycetes; Trichosporonales; Trichosporonaceae
Exons: 2
Coding region: 1-1746 (581 amino acids)
Biological process (GO): nucleobase-containing compound metabolic process
Cellular component (GO): nucleus; cytoplasm
Molecular function (GO): 3'-5' exonuclease activity; nucleic acid binding
Source: RefSeq, a predicted model, not a curated record
AUGGACUUGUUCGCCGUUGCGGACGAGCUUGCGCGGUUGAGAGUGUCCGACACGGGCCAUGGGUUGCCUCGCCUCGUGCCUAUACCCAAGGCGGUGGACACUGGGACGGCUACGACGUUCCGUCCAACAGCGGUCGAGGUCGCGGCCGAUGUCCCAACCGCCGCCGCCAGCGCGAGCGCAAGCACGAACAACGCACCACCACUGCCGGCGUGGGACGAGAUUGACGCCAGCACAAACGCAUUCUCAGACCCCGUCCUGGACCCCAUCGAGCCCGAACCGGCCCCCUUUGAACCUCUUCAACCGUCGACCUCCCUCCCGUUGUUCACCUACCGCACCCCUCUCACUGGCCACUUCACAAAGCCUCCAACAGUCGUGUACACGACCAACCCGGCCGAAGCCGACGACCUCGUAGCCUGCUUGAACGGCGAUGUGCUCGGCCUGGAUCUCGAGUGGCCCCUGCCAGGUGCCGGGCCCGUCAAAGUGAUCACCAACAAGGACGGAUCCACGCGGUUAUGGCGUCAAGGAGAAUGGGACGUCGUGCAGCGCAAAUACGUUUGGAACGAGCGGCGGACCACAGUGAUUCAAGUCUGCGACGAAAAGAUGGUUGUCGUCCUCCAUCUCCUGCGAGGAGCUGAACCUGGUCCCGGUCUCGUCAGCCUCAUUGCCGACCCAACGCGGUACAAGACGGGAGUGGCAGUUCGAGGCGACGGACAAAAGCUCAUGCGCGAUUUCGCAGUGUUCAAAUCUACCCCGCCACAAGGACUGCUGGAUCUGAGUUACAUUGUCCGCGAGCUUGACACGGAAAAGUGGGGCGCAGGGCGACGGCUCGUUGCGCUCAGCAAGAUUGUGGCUGCAUAUCUCGACACAGAGCUCGAUAAAGGGUUGGUGAGGAGCUCAUUCGAAGGCGAGACUUGGGACCCGGAGCAGCUUGAGUAUGCUGCCAACGACGUGUUCGCUUCUCUGCUUGUGUACAACGAGCUCGCUCGCCGUGCUUCUCUCAAGGAGACGAAGAUUGACCGCAACAAGCACGCUGUCAGCCUGGCGCCUGUCCCGCUUCAACCCAGGCCACCAAAGGCCAAGGCCAGCACUGAGCCUACUGCCAAUAUCAAUGUCGCCAACGACGGCGGCGCUGUUGAGGUGCCUAUCGAUGACUUUCCCUUCCCGGCUCUAUCCCGCCACCCACGUUGGACGUUGCUCGACUCGUACUCGCGCGGACGGCAGUUCAAGCUCUUUGCCGCCGGAGGCGAGAUUGACCAGCUCGCCAAAGACUACAAUCUCAAACGCACCACAGUGGAGAGCUAUGUUGUGCAGACGGCUAUGGAGUUUGACGUUGGCGUCCUGCCGACCCCCAUCCGGAGGAGGAUUGUUGAUGAAGUGGAAGUGGACGGGUGGGCUGCGACGAAGAACGAGUUCUUCUUCCGCAAGCUGAGGGACAGUUUAGAAGACGUGAAGGAGGACGAAGUGGUCACCGCUGGGUCCCAGUCGCUCAACGCCUUUGAAGAGCUCUUUGUGCAAGAGUACGUCGAGCACCACCGGCUGGCUCCGCAGGACAUUCCACUCCCAGACACCCCGACGGACAGUGGCUCUGCCACGCCAACGUCCUCAGCGUCAUGGUGGGGAUACUUGUUUGAGAGCUUUCGGUCUCCCGUCGCGUCGCCUGCGCCAUCCUCGUCUUCUGCCAGCCUGUACUUCUCAGCCUCGACACCUCCAGCCUCUCCCAGCCGUGACAUGUCACGAGACAUCUAG